This is a messenger RNA of Nicotiana tabacum (common tobacco), 357 nucleotides long. RefSeq lists its product as uncharacterized. The record is from RefSeq and is a predicted model, not a curated record. NCBI's taxonomy places the organism in Eukaryota, Viridiplantae, Streptophyta, Magnoliopsida, Solanales, Solanaceae.
AUGUGGGCUUUAAAGAAGUUGAACUUGGACUGGGCUGAAGCUGCAAAUUUGAGGUUAACACAACUCAAUGAAAUGGAGGAAUUCCAUUUCCAUGCAUAUGAAAGUACAGAUGUGUACAAAGAAAGAAUGAAGUUCGUCCACGACAAAAAGAUCUUGAAAAGGGAGUUCAAGUCGGGUGACUUGGUUUUUCUCUUCAACUCAAGGCUCAAAUUGUUUCCGGGCAAGCUCAAAUUGAAAUGGUCCGGUCCGUUCAAAGUGGUCAAUGUAUCCCCUUUUGGGCUCCGAAUCUUCAAAGUAAAUGGCCAGCGAGUCAAGAACUACUUGGGCACAGAUGGAGAAAAACAUUUGGUGGAAUAG